Molecule: messenger RNA, 636 nt
Organism: Staurois parvus
Lineage: Eukaryota; Metazoa; Chordata; Amphibia; Anura; Ranidae
Source: the annotation of a GenBank genome assembly
GGCAGAGCAGCGGGCACCGAGUCAGCUGGCAGAACAGCGGGCACCAGGUCACCAAGCUCGACAGCGGGCACCGAGUCAUCUGGUACGACAGCGGGCACCGAGCCAUCUGGUGCGACAGCGGGCACCGAGCCAUCUGGCAUAACCGCGGGCACCAAGCCAUCUAGCAGAACCACGGGCACUAAGUCAUCUAGCAGAACCGCGGGCACCGAGUCAUCUGGCGGAACAGCAGGCACGAGUCAUCUGGCAGAACAGCGGGCACUGGGUCACCAAACUCGACAGCGGGCACCGAGUCAUCUGGCACGACAGCGGGCACCGAGUCACCAAGCUCGACAGCGGGCCCCCAGGGCGUCAGGCUGGACCGCGGGCACCGGGGCGUCAGGCUGGACCGCGGGCACCGGGGCGGCAGGCUGGACCGCGGGCACCGGGGCGGCAGGCUGGAUCGGGUCAUCAGGCUGGAUCGGGUCAUCAGGCCGGGUAGGAUCAUCAGGCCGGGUAGCGUACACUGGGUCAUCAUGCAUCCGGGCAUCAGGCUGAACAGCGGGCACCGGGGCACCAGGUUGGAUAACAGAAGGCGGGUUCUCAGACCGCAGGCUGACCGGGUUAAAGGCAGGAUAGGUGCAGCGAGUGGGAACAGGG